AGUUGGCUUCAGUUACCCGCGGCGGACGCGUGCGUUAACAUCGUCCGAGGGUAGUUCUUCGCUGCUGAACGUGCCUUGGUGGGCCGCGCUAAGGGUUGCCGCGAGGAGAGCGAACUUUCAUCCUAAUAUGAGCGAUUUUCACGUUGUGCUUCGCGUCCCCAUUCAUGGGAAUUCCGAUUGAGGAUGAUUUCCGCAUUUUCAACAUGAACGGUCGGUCGAAAUUUCAAGGUGCAUCUCGACCCGUCCAGCCCUUCGUGAAGAAGUGAGCCCUUCGCAACUAUUACCUCUUCGUUCCGGACUGCAAAAAGCCUUCCGAAGGGGGGUUUGGUGAAAGAUGACCGAGUCAAACGACCCGCGAUGUGCUUGAUUACGCGAAAGAUGAGGCAGUGCGGUGACGAUGAUUUUGCUCUGAGUAACUGCUCGAUGAUGUGGUAGGAGAGUAUUAUAUCGGUUAGAACGCGGAGGUGCGAGGGUUUCGUAUACUGUGAAUGUGGAAGUAUCGGUGCAGUGUUAUUUGAGUUGCAAUGCUUUUCAAUGGAUACUGUUAGCCACCGGAACAGCUUCUAUAUCGACGGUUAACCUCGUGGACGCGCCGCGUCGGAUCCUGCGAUUCACCGAGAAGACGGUGUCAAAGUUUAUCUCAAAGUGUUCGAGUGACCAGUUAUCUGUACACGAUGUUGUAGUGGAGUGCGUUCUGGUGUUCUCGGUGUUCGUUCGGUCUGCUAUAUUCACUCGAUAGUCGAACCAAAAAAUGUACGAAUGACAACGCGGAAGCUUGCCAACAUGAAGCCCAGAUUGUGCGCAUUUUUCCUGGUGUUCUACCUCGUGCUGCCGGGCGUUCGUCCGUUCAGCUCCAUCGAAGAAGCCGAAGACGGCGGCGAAGACGAGGAAUCCUACAUUCUCGAGGAGGACGACAUGCCGUCGGCGACGAUCGCUACGGACGCCGAACUGAUAUCGGGCGGUAGCGACUCUCUACCGGUCUUCCUCGCGGAACCGCUGGACUCUUUUGUCGUCAAGAGCAAGCCGGCAACUCUUCAUUGCAGGGCAGCGAAGGCGUUGGAAUUGUAUUUCAUUUGCAACAAAGAGCGAGCAGUCGGCUCGCAGCAGUCGGAGUUCGUCGAUCCCCAUACCGGGACGAGGAUCGUCGAGGCGGAGCUGAAUGUGACCAGGAACCAGGUGGAGGAAUACUUCGGCCAGGAGAAGUUCAAAUGCGAAUGCAUCGCCUGGGCGAGCGCCGGUCAAAUCAAAAGUCAACCGGCUACACUGGACGUGGCUUAUCUGAAGAAGCAGUUCGAGUCACCGCCUUAUUCCGUUUCGGUUGAAGCAGGUCAAGGUACCGAAAUCCGUUGCGUACCACCCGCGGGUGUACCGCCGCCUAGAGUUUAUUGGCUCCGAAACGGAGUGACGUUGGACGCCCCUACGGAUACUCUCCUCAUAUCCAGCGACGGCCACCUCCUUCUGGGUCAAGCGAAGCUGACCCACCAGGCGAAUUAUACCUGCGUGGCUGAGAACGUUGCCGCGAAGAGGGUCAGCGACCCUGCGAGCCUCACGGUUUACGUGAACGGUGGAUGGUCAUCGUGGUCGGCGUGGUCCGAGUGCAAUUCCCGUUGCGGUAAGGGUGGUCAAAAAAGGACGAGAACGUGUACGAAUCCCCUACCGAUCAACGGAGGUGACUUCUGCAAAGGUCCUCCGGUCCAGACGAACGACUGCAACACCGCGUGUCCCGCUGGAGCGAUAGAGGAAUUCACAAAUACCCUGGCUGUAGACGGGAGGUGGUCGGCAUGGUCCGCGUGGUCGGUUUGCGGGGGUGAUUGCUCGCACACGAGAAGGAGAUAUUGCGACAAUCCUCCACCAAGUCACGGAGGAAGGCCGUGUCAAGGCCGAGAUAUCAGCGCGGCGAACUGCACCGGUGGAAUGUGCAACGUCGGCAGUGCUAAAAUCGGCGGCGCUCAGCUUGCGGAAGAAGCCAGCAGCCAAAUGGAUGUCACCCUGUACGUCGGGCUCACGGUAGCCUGCCUCGUUAUAGGAGGAUUGGCCUUUUUCCUCGCCAGAUUGCUGCGAAGAAAAGGUCGCGAUCACUCUCUUUACUCUAUGGCACGCAACGACUUUCAGCCCGAAUUUUUUCCUGAUCAGGACAAAAAAUUGAGCCUGCAACCCGACGUGACGGCGACCACGGUGCCGGCGUGCUACGAGUAUCCCUUCGAUCCGAAACUGUCCAUGUCUAGGUCCCUCUCCGAGCAUCACUACGACGUACCCCAUCUUUCGAUCGCCCCCCAGCCCUCCCCCAUGUCGCCCACGCCUAGCACGUCCACCCAGGAGUCGUGCAGCGACAAGCAAAUUCAUUCGGACAGCGAGAACAGCGUGACAAGCUCCUAUCCGUCGUCGGAUUCGACGUACAACGUCGCCACGGACACCGUGAGGUUGCCCAAGCUGGAAACCGGAAACGUGGCCAGAGCGAUCGUUAACACGCGCGGUGCUUUACUCGUACUUCCCGACGCCGGGAUAUCCAUGUCCGUUCCCGAGGGUUCGGUGCCGAAAUCUUUUCGCGAGGAGUUGUACCUCGCCGUUUUGAACGAGGAUCGUUUCAGGCCCCGAUUCCCCGAUGGUAUAACUCAGUUGUCGGCGGUCGUAACUUGCGGGCCUUCGUUAGCGUCGUUUAACAAGCCCGUCAUACUGCAGUUCGAACACUGCGCGAUGCUUCACCCGAAUACCUGGGAGUUUAGCGUUUGGGCGACCGACAUCGAUCUCGACAAAGUAUCGAACGAACAGGUGAUCUGGACGCGGGUACUGACGCUCGGUAACGAGACGAUAAACACGCCACUCUUCACUCAGCUCGAUCACGCCGAGGCUUUCAUAGUCACGGAGCAAUUGAAGGGCUACGUGUUGGCCGGGGAGAGCAGUCCCAACACCAUAGCCACCAAGAGGCUGAGACUGGCGUUGUACGCCAGCCAGGGGAAUCAGAGCUGUAUCAGGGUUUACUUCGUCGAAGAUACAAAGGCGGCGAUGAAGAUCAUAGCCGACAGGGAGUCGCAAAUAAGGGGGUACCUGCUCGACAAACCUCGAACGCUGCUCUACCAGGACAACGAGGAAUCGCUGUGCAUCAGUUUGGAGGAAGUCGGUAACGAGUGGCAGAGCAAAUCGCCGACCGAGUACCAGGAGAUAUUGUUCAAGGACGUGUGGAACUGCGGAGAGAACGGUCAGCACGUGUCCUUCACUCUCGAUGGCCCCUUCGGACCUUCGGCCUCGAGAAGUUACAAGCUGUUGAUCUGCCAGGGAAAUUCCGACGCCCGUCAGGUCUUCAGGAUCGUCUACGACGGUGCGAAGCAACUCGUCUCCUCGGGAAGCGUAACCAGGCCACUGAGAGAAGUCACCGUGGUCAGCAGCGGACACGCGAACAACGCGACCACGGAUUCGACAGCUUUGAGGCCGUUCAGGUUCACCAGGUCUCUGAGAAAGCAGUUGUGUCAGUGCUUGGAUCCACCGAAUGCCCUGGGAAACGACUGGAGGAUGUUGGCGCAGAGACUUCAAGUCGAUAGGUACAUAAACUAUUUCGCUACCAAGGCCAGCCCUACGGAGCAUAUCUUGGAUCUGUGGGAAGCGAGACAUCGGGAGCCAACAGCAGUCACGGACUUAUUGAAUCAUCUCAGAGUAAUGGGUCGGACCGAUGCCGCGACAAUACUGGAGGCGCAACUCGGCCCGUGGUUGUAAGUGCUCAUCGAUUAAAGUGAUAAACCUAUUUCAGUGAGAGCAACUAAAUCCUGUGAAAUGACUCUACGAAGUUACAUGUACGCUUAUAUACGACAUUGAAACGCGUAGUCGUCCCCCGAGUGUUCCCAAAUCAAAAAAAAAAAAAAAAAAAAGAAAGAAAAGAAAAGAAUGUUCGAGAUUUCGGUGUUCGAAGAAAAAUAAUAACGAAGAUAAUCAAUGAAUAAACGAACGAGUGAAACAAAUGCGCGACGAACACUCUGUGAAAAGACGGUUGCACGGGUGUUAUUUUAUAACCAAGUGAUAUGUGAUGGGAAAAAGACUACCGCACGGAAGAACUCUGGAUUAUCUUCUUUCCAUGAUAAAUUGACAAGUAAGAAUUUGAAACAAAAAAGCGAAUGGUAAUGAAAAAUAUAACGUUAUAGAUUUAACUGUACUUUAGAGCAGGUUUACACACGGUAAUUUUUUUUUUUUUUUUGUCUUUUUUUUUUCAACGUGUAUUAUAUAAGAACGUGAAUCGAGGCUAAGCCCAUAGAGACUCGAUUUAAAACACUGCCUUAAAUGUGCGUGAUACAAUACACACCGCUUGUACAUGUAUAUAGACAAAAGUAAUAUACGAUAUUGGAUAUUACAUAGUAUUUCAUUAUUGUUAUAUUACUAAUAGUAAAAUCAAAACGAUAUGCGUAGGUUACAAGAUGUUGUAUAAUCGAAAUAAAUAAGAAUAGAGACAGAAUGCAUUUAGAUGAAAAAAUAUUUACAGGAAAUUGUUUGAUUGAUAAGAAAAAAAGAAUUAAUAAAAUAAAAUAAAAUAAAAAAAAAUGACGAAUUAUGAGAAGAAAAAGGACGUUGAAUGAAAUGAUGACGACAAAAUAAGAAAGAUAAGAGAAAACAAAUUUUAAAAAAUUUAUGAACACCAGCUACGAUUAGGUAUGGUGACAAAUUAUGAUGGGCUUAUGAUCGAGUAUAAAUAUAUAUUGUAUCGACGAACGAGGAUUGUUAUAUGGUUUGAUGAACGUGCCAAAAUUAUUUGUUGAUUCGCCGACGAUCAUUUUUUGACCUAUCCCAGCGGAUGGUUUAAAUUUUUCACUACGGUAUUAUUGUCUUCUCUCUUUAUUGAAUCGGACGAAAGAAUAUUUCACACCGUUCGUAACAUCGAGUGCGUGUAUCCGAGCAAACUUGUCGAGAUUUAUCGUUUUGUUAAAAGUUUAUCAAAAAAGACAAAUGACGUGAUUGUGUGUGUACGAUAUUAAUUUAAACGACACAGUUUAUCAUUUAAAAGAUUGUAUAUUUGUUACUUUCGACGAAUAAAAUAUUCUUGUAUACCUAAA
Messenger RNA from Athalia rosae (coleseed sawfly), 5033 nucleotides. Its product is annotated as netrin receptor UNC5C. Bases 760 to 3708 code for a protein of 982 amino acids. The transcript has 12 exons. Gene Ontology annotation, biological process: netrin-activated signaling pathway. Gene Ontology annotation, cellular component: membrane. Gene Ontology annotation, molecular function: protein binding; netrin receptor activity. NCBI's taxonomy places the organism in Eukaryota, Metazoa, Arthropoda, Insecta, Hymenoptera, Athaliidae. The record is from RefSeq and is a predicted model, not a curated record.